This is a messenger RNA of Prosopis cineraria, 1557 nucleotides long. RefSeq lists its product as uncharacterized. The transcript has a single exon. Lineage: Eukaryota; Viridiplantae; Streptophyta; Magnoliopsida; Fabales; Fabaceae. Bases 1 to 1557 code for a protein of 518 amino acids. The record is from RefSeq and is a predicted model, not a curated record.
AUGGAUAAGGAGUGGAUGUCUGCCAAUCACCUAUCUAAAGAAUAUUGGGAUAAGGUGGCAGAAUUUGUUAAGUUUGCGGUAAACAACAUAAAAAAUCAUGAGCGAAUUGUUUGUCCUUGUCUAAGUUGUGGUAAUGUGAAGUCAAUUUCUCCUAAGACAUGCGAACUUUACUUGUUUAAGUAUGAAAUUGAUCAAAGUUACAAGUGUUGGGUAAAGCAUGGGGAGACACCUGAAGAUGUGAAUAACAGUAGCCAAGGGUAUAUAGAAAGUUGUUCAUCACCAUCAUCUUUUGACACAAAUGCAAAUGAGGCUGAUUGUCUUGAAGAAUUGGUUGAUGUGAUGGAAGAGGAACUCGAGAAUUUUCCAGAGAAGUUCGAAAGGUUGAAAACUGAUGCGGAGACACCUUUGUAUGAGGGUUGUACUGAGUUUACUUUAUUGUCCGCUGUGUUAGAAUUGUACAACUUGAAAGCAACAAGUGGGUGGAGUGAUACAAGUUUUUCAAGCUUGCUUUCUCUAAUCAAACUAAUGCUACCGAAGAAUAAUAAGCUUCCAGAUCGGCUAUAUGAUGUAAAGAAGGUGUUACGCAUAGUUGGCCUAAGCUAUAAGAAGAUACAUGCUUGCCUUAAUGAUUGCAUUUUGUUUAGGAAUGAAUAUGAAGAGCUAACCCACUGUCCUAAGUGUGAGACAUCACGUUAUAAGCAAAAUGGGAAGAGUGCGAAGAAGGCAAUGUGGUAUUUUCCUAUUAUUCUAAGAUUUAGGCGUUUGUAUAGCAUACGUCAAGAGGCAAAGAAUUUAAUAUGGCAUGCAAAUGAAAGGAUUAAAGAUGAUAAGAUUUGGCAUCCAGCUGAUUCUCCUGAAUGGAUAAGGUUUGAUCGGAAGUACCCUGAGUUCGGAAAAGAAGAUAGGAACCCAUGCCUCGCAUUAUCUACUGAUGGGAUUAACCCACAUGGUAUGCAGAGCAGUACCUAUAGUACAUGGCCUGUGAUGAUGGUCAUUUAUAACCUUCCUCCCUGGCUUUGCAUGAAGCGAAAGUAUAUGAUGCUAUCCUUGCUAAUAUCAGGGCCCAAGCAACCCGAAAAUGACAUAGAUGUUUACUUAGAACCAUUGAUUGCAGACUUGAAGUUGUUGUGGGAGACAGAUGUAGAGGUAUAUGAUGCCUACAAAGAAGAGAUAUUCAAUUUCAGAGUCAUGCUUUUUGGUACAAUCAAUGACUUUCCAGCAUAUGGUAAUCUAUUAGGGUAUAGUAUUAAAGGACAACUUGGAUGUCCCAUUUGUGAAGAGGGAACACAUUCAAUGAGAUUGCAACAUGGUGUGAAGAACAUGUACCUUGGGCAUCGUAGAUGGUUGGGUGACAAACAUCGAUAUCGUCGGUGGAAAAAGUCUUUUGAUGGAAAAAUAGAAGAAGAAAGGCCACCAAAGCAGUUGACUGGUGAGGAAUUAUUUGAAAAGGUAAAAGACCUUGAUAUUGAAUUUGGCAAACUGUUUGCAAAGCAUGUUGGAACAAGCGGGUGGAAGAAAAGAUCAAUUUUUUUGAGUUGCCAUAUUGGAAGACCUUGA